AUGAGGGGUAAGAACCACUACACCGAUCUCAGUAGUAAUGUCGGUGUCUGCGCUUCUUGCCUCCGCGAACGCCUCUUUCCUCUCGUUGCUGCUCACGAACCACAAGCUCAACAUCCAGUGGUUCCACGAUCUGCUUCUCCAUACAUCAGUCAACGUAAAUCCGAUUAUUCCAGCCCCUCGAUUAACACUAAACAUAAUAGUGAUCGGAAUCAUCAUCAUAUCCUUCCGGAUCAACGGUUUUUUAGCACACCGGAUGUAGCGCCUGUCACCGGAAGUUAUAAUUCAGGUCAAAAGAAGAAGCACAGUUUAUUCCGGUUCUCGUUGUUAUCGAAUUUGUUCAGAUCUAAAAAACGAAACGAGAAUUCAAACCCUAGGUCUCGCGGGUGGUGA
Helianthus annuus (common sunflower) is the source of this 390-nucleotide messenger RNA. RefSeq lists its product as uncharacterized. NCBI's taxonomy places the organism in Eukaryota, Viridiplantae, Streptophyta, Magnoliopsida, Asterales, Asteraceae. The coding region runs from base 1 to 390 and encodes 129 amino acids. The record is from RefSeq and is a predicted model, not a curated record. The transcript has a single exon.